Molecule: messenger RNA, 1111 nt
Organism: Xenopus laevis (African clawed frog)
Lineage: Eukaryota; Metazoa; Chordata; Amphibia; Anura; Pipidae
Product: heat shock protein 30D-like
Exons: 1
Coding region: 221-865 (214 amino acids)
Source: RefSeq, a predicted model, not a curated record
CUGAGAUAAUUCAUUAUGAACACACAGGCUCCUCCCAAUCUCCACAUAAACAGAGAGCACAUGGAAAUCUCGAGAACAGCUCAGAACACUAACUAAGGAAUAUAAAAGUGCUGGGGCUGUGACUGGCUGCAGUACUGACAAGUAAGAAAGCAGAAGCGCAAAAACAAACCCAAUCUCUCCAGCUCUUCUCUGACAAGAAGAUCCAGGAAAUCAGCAGAAGAUGUUUCCUCUCAGCCUCCUACAGCCCUCACACUCCUCUCUGUGUCCCUGCAGCCAACCUGCACUCACACUCUGGCCAGCCACUCGCCUCAUCUUUGGCCAGCUGGAAGAUGACAUUCUGAGCAUGAGGAAUGACAUAGAGAGAAGAAUGCAACGUAUGAAUGAGGCUUGUCGGCUCCUCUCUCAGGACAUGGAGAUGAGAAGAAUAACAGAUCAGAGCCGACAGCCCAAAGCCCCAGAAACUGAGGGGACCUCUCCCAACUCAGGCAAAGAUGGGAAAGAUCACUUUGAGCUGACGCUGGAUGUGAGUGACUUUUCUCCUCAUGAACUAACAGUGAAAACACAGGGAAGGAGAGUGAUUGUGACAGGAAAACAUGAGAGGAAAAGUGACACUAAAGAUGGAAGCUACUUCCAUGAAUACAGAGAGUGGAAGAGAGAAGCUGAUCUGCCAGAAGGUGUGAAUCCUGAGCAAGUUGUGUGCUCUUUAACCAAGGACGGGCACCUGCAUAUUCAGGCUCCUCGGCUGGCACUGCCACCUGCCCCAGAGACACCCAUUCCUAUCAGCAUGGAACCGACACCCAGUGAUGCACAGGAAAUCCCACCCGAUGCCCAGAACAGCAAUGCAGGAGAGCAACAAAUGGACUGAAUUGUCUCUGAUAACAUGAAAGGACUUUUAUAUGUCUAAAUGUAUCAUUUAACUUUAACAUCAUUGUGAAUUAAAAUACAAUAUUUCAUAGUAGCAAAAUACAGUAAGUAAAAGGACUUUUCUUUGACAAAAUAGUUUAAUACAUUUAUUAUCGUUCUUAUUCAUAUAUUAGCUUCAAUAUACUUUUUUAUCUUGUGUUUGUAGAGACGUGGUUAUCUUUUGAUUAAUAAAUCAAAGUAUAUUGUA